Condylura cristata (star-nosed mole) is the source of this 1680-nucleotide messenger RNA. RefSeq names its product tyrosinase-related protein 1 (gene TYRP1). Gene Ontology annotation, biological process: melanosome organization; melanocyte differentiation. Gene Ontology annotation, molecular function: oxidoreductase activity. Bases 70 to 1680 code for a protein of 536 amino acids. The transcript has 7 exons. The record is from RefSeq and is a predicted model, not a curated record. Lineage: Eukaryota; Metazoa; Chordata; Mammalia; Eulipotyphla; Talpidae. Gene Ontology annotation, cellular component: melanosome.
AUUUUAAUCUGUGUUCCUCAUCGAGAGCUGCAAACCAGAGCUUUGCCCCAUCUUCUCGGUUCAAGAAGAAUGGACACUCAGAAACUCCUCUCUCUGGGAUACAUCUUCUUGCUCCUUUUGUGUUCCCAACAGGUCUGGGCUCAGUUCCCAAGGGAGUGUGCUACUGUUGAGGCUUUGAGGAGUGGUGUGUGCUGCCCAGACCUGUCCCCCCAGUCUGGACCUGGCACUGACCCCUGUGGCACCUCAUCUGGCAGGGGCAGAUGUGUGGCUGUGACGGCUGACUCCCGACCCCACAGUCCCCAGUACCCACACGAUGGCAGAGACGACAGAGAGGGCUGGCCCGUGAGGUUCUUCAAUAGGACAUGCCAAUGUAAUGGCAAUUUCUCAGGACACAACUGUGGGGGCUGCCGACCGGGAUGGAGAGGAACUGCCUGUGAUCAGAGGAUUCUCACAGUCAGGAGAAACCUUCUGAACUUAAGUGCAGAAGAAAAGACCCAAUUUGUCCAAGCCCUGGAUAUGGCAAAGCGGACAACUCACCCUCAGUUUGUCAUUGCAACCAGGAGGUCAGAAGAAAUAUUGGGGCCAGAUGGCAACACACCACAAUUUGAGAACAUUUCCAUUUAUAACUACUUUGUUUGGACACACUAUUAUUCAGUCAAAAAGACUUUCCUUGGGGCAGGACAGGAAAGCUUUGGUGGAGUGGAUUUCUCUCAUGAAGGGCCAGCUUUUCUCACCUGGCACAGAUACCACCUGUUACAGUUGGAGAAAGAUAUGCAGGAAAUGCUUCAGGAUUCUACAUUCUCCCUUCCUUACUGGAAUUUUGCAACUGGGAAGAAUAUCUGUGACAUCUGCACUGAUGACUUGAUGGGGUCAAGAAGUAACUCUGAUGCCUCUCUCAUAAGCCCAAACUCUGUCUUUUCUCAAUGGCGAGUGGUCUGCGAAUCCCUAGAAGACUAUGACACACUGGGAACCCUCUGUAACAGCACUGAGAGUGGACCAAUUAGGAGAAAUCCAGCUGGAAAUGUGGCUAGACCCAUGGUGCAGCGUCUCCCCCGGCCUCAGGAUGUGACUCAAUGCCUAGAAGUUCGUUUAUUUGACACACCUCCUUUUUAUUCCAACUCCACAAACAGUUUCCGAAAUACUGUGGAAGGUUACAAUGAUCCCACAGGAAGAUAUGACCCUGCUGUUCGAAGUCUUCACAACUUGGCUCAUCUAUUCCUGAAUGGAACUGGGGGACAAACCCAUUUAUCUCCAAAUGACCCUAUUUUUGUGCUCCUGCAUACUUUCACUGAUGCAGUAUUUGAUGAAUGGUUAAGGAGAUAUAAUGCUGAUAUAUCCACCUUUCCACUGGAAAAUGCCCCUAUUGGACAUAACAGGCAAUACAAUAUGGUGCCAUUCUGGCCUCCGGUUACCAACACAGAGAUGUUUGUUACUGCUCCAGACAACCUGGGAUACACUUAUGAAGUCCAAUGGCCAAGUCAGACUUUUAGUAUUUCUGAGAUUGUCACAAUAGCAGUAGUUGCUGCCUUGUUACUCGUUGCUGUCAUCUUCCUGGGUGCUUCUUGUCUGAUUCGUAACAGAAAAAACAUGGAUGAAGCAAAUCAACCUCUUCUCACCGAUCAGUAUCAACAUUAUGAUGAAGACUAUGAUAAAGUUCAGGACACUCAGUCCAUGGCCUGA